Molecule: messenger RNA, 657 nt
Organism: Maudiozyma saulgeensis
Lineage: Eukaryota; Fungi; Ascomycota; Saccharomycetes; Saccharomycetales; Saccharomycetaceae
Source: the annotation of a GenBank genome assembly
AUGGAAAAACCAAUUCAAUUGCUUGUACAUACUGUCGAUGAGUAUAUAACCAAAUAUAAGGAAAGUUGUAACUACGAUGAAGAAGAAUUGGAAAUAUUAAUGAAUGAUGAAUUGUUAGAUUUUGAAAAAGAAUUGAAAUUGAUCGUAGAACAGCGAUUACAACGUCUUGUAACUUCAAAGGAACAAAAUGGACAUAAAUUACAACAUCCCUAUUCAAAACUAUUAAGUCAACAAAAUAUGAAAAAUAUUAUCCCUAAUGAGAAAGUUAAUAGAUAUUUGGAUGAUUUAAAACGUUAUAACACUAACGAUCUCUUAACGCCUGUGAAACAAAUGACAUGUCGUUCAUCAAGGAUUAGAGUUAACAACACUGCUCCUAAAAAUAAUUCUCCACAAGAGGAAGAAAUACAUAUAACGAGCAGUUUAUUACAACCUUCAACACCCCUUGGUAGAUUAUUAUCACCAGUCGAGUUAUUACGUAAUAUCGAUAUCGGAUCAUUGGAAGAUACUUCACCAUCGAUUGAUAAUGAAUCGUCUAUAGAUGAAAGUGAUUUUGAUGAUGAUAUUUACACAUACUAUUAUGAAUCUGAUAUAUCCCUAGAUUCAAACACUGAAUCCAAUGGGAAACCACAAAGAAAGUUGAACAUAAUGAAUUUCUGA